AUGGAUGUACGCUCACUUGACGACCUCUUUAGUGAAGCUUAUCAAGUCGACCCUUUCCCAGUAGGAGUCCUGGAUAUGCUGCGACGGGGAGCAGCUCAUGAUCACUUUCCCUCAGGACACCCGGGUCGCACUGAGACGCACACGAUCCUCUCUCGCAACUACUUCUGGAAUGGCAUGACGAAAUUCAUUUCACGCUACGUCAAGAACUGUAUGGCUUUGUCAACGCUGCAGGUACUUUCGCGACCCCUACCAGGGUUUAUUGGAGCCUCUACCUGUUCCAAUGAAGCCUUGGAGUCACACAUCAGUCGACUUUAUCGUCAAGCUUCCACUGUCAGAAAGUUACGACUCAAACAUGGUCAUCGUCGACCGCCUAACGAAGAUGCGUCACUUCCUUGUACAGAAAACAUUAUCACGGAGGAUGCGGCCUAGUCAGCGCAACCAAGGCGUUCUCAGUUCUAUUCAGUGAGUAUAAGCGGCGAGGGUGGUGAGCACUAAAACGGAACGGGAAAGUCGAGAAGCAUCAAAGGAAAUCCGGUACCUAGGUACGAAGCGGCAGCUGAUUGAUUUCGG
Messenger RNA from Talaromyces stipitatus ATCC 10500, 570 nucleotides. RefSeq lists its product as uncharacterized. The transcript is spliced from 2 exons. The record is from RefSeq and is a predicted model, not a curated record. The coding region runs from base 1 to 429 and encodes 142 amino acids. Lineage: Eukaryota; Fungi; Ascomycota; Eurotiomycetes; Eurotiales; Trichocomaceae.